AUGACUAUCUCAUCGUUCCAAGUCAACUGCCCUCUACCAGAUAAUAUUACCAAUUAUGUGUCGGGUCCCGAUACAAGAGGAACGCUGGACAUUCUCUGGAGUUCUAUUAGCAUCCUUCUACUCUGCACCUGGUCCGUUCAACACCUCAGUGUUCCGCUACAAUUCCUUCCCCUGUCUCGCGAGGAUGGAAAACACAAGCGACAAUGGUGGAAGUUUCGACUUGCCGAUCACCAGGAGAUGAACCGCAAGAUCUAUCUCUUCUUUCGCAAAUUCAAAUGGCUAACGGUCAAUAUGAUCGUACCCGAGUUUAUCCUUGCUCUGGCACUUUCAGAUUGGGUUCUUGCCAAAAAGUACUUGGCAGAAUUUGAACCUUGGGCUAAGCAUGAUGGUGUUGAAUGGUCGCUGGCCCAUACAUAUUUUGCCAAUAUGGGAGGUUUUCUGAUUCGCUUUAGAGACGACGGUAAGGAUCAUGAUGUGUCAGAGGAACAAACCUCCGAAACAUCUGAAGGACAGUCAGAGAUAAGGGUGAGCGGGGUGUCUGUCGAGCAGGAUGUUGAAGCUGGUGUGCGGAUGAGCCGCAGAAGCAGCAUAGAGACGGACAACAUCACACUCCAGAGCGAAUCGCAGGUGACAGCAAUCGAACCAGAUGUCCCACAUGUUAUAGUAUGCCCGAAAAACAAUUCCCCGGCGUCUGAAAGAUCUCAUUCGUCCAAUACAACUUCUGAAGAAGGAGCCCACCAAAAAGAGCGAGGUGAUCUUAUCAGCUACCUGAACAGCUCGAGGCUUUGGAUCGAUCAACACGAAAAGAAUAUGGUUCUGUGGCAGAGGUAUCUUGGACUCGAUUGGCAGGUUGAUGAACAGAAUCAAAAGGCCAUGCGACUCGCUAUGCAGGGGGAUAACUCAGAGCACUCGGGAGAACGGUUGCUACUAUGGUACUCCAAUAUCCGAGUACUUCAAGGCACCGUCUGGUAUGUCGACGCUCCGCAACUGCUCCUCGCGCGCGAGAUUGGCUUGAUCAAUAAGCUCCCCGUACUUUCUACUGCUCAGCUCGAUGACCAGAACAAAGACAGUUUCCUGGUGCGAUCAAUCGCUCUAGCACAGGUCUUGUGGCUCGUCAUAGAAGUGAUAGUCCGACACACUCAAGGACUACCAGUGGCACAAGUCGAAGUCGUUACGCUCGCAUUUUCCGCCUGUUCCUUAUUUACCUAUUUGCUGCUGUGGAACAAGCCGCAGGACGUGCAAGUGGCCACUGAAACCACUGCUGCCCGUCGACCAGAGGUCCAUGAAAUCAAAUCAAUAGCUGCAGCUGCCCCUGCAACCUUUGGCCCAUAUCGAAACAUGCCUUUCAUGGCAGGAAAUGCGAUCCACAACCACGGCGAGAUAGAAUAUGGCUUCCAGACUGGUCUAAUACUAGGCGGGACCCUUUUCGGUGGGCUCCAUUGUCUUUCUUGGAACUCGCACUUUCCAACGUCCGCGGAACGGAUCUUGUGGAGGGUUUGCUGUCUCAUCGUCACAGCAGGUCCCACUAUGAUUGGCUUGGUUUGGAAUGGUCUAGCUGCUUUACUCCGCUUGUUGCCUCGGAUGGCAUCGAAAUGGCGCCAUGUGGCCAUUUCGGUCUUUGCCCACAUUUGUGCCUUGAUGUACCUUGCGGCACGAGUAUAUCUGACUGUUGAAAUGCUGCGUGCGCUAGCGUUUUCACCGCCAGAUACCUUUCUCCAAGUCGACUGGUCUCGAUACUUGCCUCAUUGGAUGUGA
Molecule: messenger RNA, 1755 nt
Organism: Paecilomyces variotii
Lineage: Eukaryota; Fungi; Ascomycota; Eurotiomycetes; Eurotiales; Thermoascaceae
Exons: 1
Coding region: 1-1755 (584 amino acids)
Source: RefSeq, a predicted model, not a curated record